Molecule: messenger RNA, 1320 nt
Organism: Peronospora belbahrii
Lineage: Eukaryota; Oomycota; Peronosporomycetes; Peronosporales; Peronosporaceae
Source: the annotation of a GenBank genome assembly
AUGGAGGAAUGGGCAGUACAGGCCGAGAGCUUUAAAGGUGACGGCAAUGAGCUUCUAGCAGAUAAAAAAUACACUGAAGCAGUUGAAAUGUAUACACGUGCGAUUGAAUUAGAUCCAGAGAAUGCCGUCUAUUACAGUAAUCGUUCAGCUGCGUAUUUGGCCAUGGGAGAUGCACGUGGUAAAGCAUUAAAAGAUGCUGAGCAAUGUCUUAAGCUUCGGCCUGAUUGGUGGAAAGGAUAUAGUCGAAAAGGAGCAGCUGAAUAUGCAUUGCAACGAUUUGAUGCGGCUCGAAGAACGUAUAAUGAAGGACUGCGUUUGAAUCCGGAUAAUUCAUCCUUGCUACAGGCAUUAGAGGAGGCAUAUGUGGCUGGUCAGGCGUAUAGUAAGAGACUGGGAGAAGAAGAGCAAUUGAGACAAGAAAUUCAGCAGCAGCAGCAGCAAUUGAGACGAGAAGAAGAAGAUGAAAAGGAGAAAAAAACGCUGAAAACGAUACAAGAGAAAGAGAGAAAAGAGGAGAUGAAGAAACCACAAGUUGACGAUACAUUAUUGGCAGAGUUUAUGGCUCAAGUGCAGGAACUAGAGGAAAAUACAAAUUGUAUCACGAAAGAUGAAGAGACGAGCAGUCAUCUGAAGAAAAAGAACAAGGUCGUGGAUUUUGGCACGUCGGAUGGACAGAUUGAACGAUUGCUGCAGCCACAUUUUAAUUGGAUUAACUUGAACCCGUUUCGUGUACUUAUGCUCGAUGUGGACGCAACUGAAGAGGAUAUGAAGCAACAUUAUCGCAAGAUUUCGACGCUGGUGCAUCCUGACAAGUCUCGCAACCCCAAAGCCCGCGAAGCGUUUGAAGAGGUGAAGAAGGCGUACAACGUUAUCACAGAAGAAGACCGGCGUAAGACGUGCAUUCGCACGAUCGAAAAUGCAACGCAAGCGGUUGACAAGGAACGUCGUCAGAAGAUCAAAAAGGGCGUGAAGGAAAGUGAACUUGAUGAUUACAACGAUGCUGUGGAAAAGGCUGUACUACGCGCGUUUGCAGAAAUUGAAAACCGUCGCUUGAAUAUUGAGAAGCGCGAUGCUUUGCAACGGCGGCGCGAGGCCGAGAAGGAGGAAAAGGAUCAUGUAAAAGCUGUAAACAUGUUCAAGAGAGAGCGCUCAUGGGCAGAAACGGACCGCCGAGAGCAACGCGUUGGCAACUGGCGGUCAUUCCAGAAGGGAGGAAAGCGGAGGAAGGAGAUAGAUGCUCAAGGAUGGAAAGAAGAAUCGCGGGACGAAAAGAAAUUUGGCGAGGCAGACAAUGAGGCUUACAAGCGAGGAUGGAAAUAA